GGGAGCGGAUGCGCCAGCAGUUCGACGAAGCCUCCGAGCGGUGCCGCACCGCGCCCAUGGAGGGCGUCGCCUUCUCCCCCGAGGACCUCGACACUGCCGUGGAGUCCACCGACAUCGACACCGAGAUCGGCUCCCUUGGACCAGAGCUUCAUCUUUCAUAAACUUGUGACAAGAAAGAUGGUAGUUUGUGCUGAACCUCCUCCCAAGUUAAAGAUCCCAGAGAGUAUCACAGAACUGACAGAUGAUGUUAACCAUGAAUCCUCAAAGCCCGAGAGAAGGACAAGGAUGCACCACAUUGAGCGGCACAGAUCAUGUGUUGUCACCUUAUCUGACAUGGAACUCAAUGAUUUGCAACCUCGUCGUCUACUCCAGACUCUUGAGGUCUCCAAGAGCCCAGAAGGAGGAUCACAGUGCUCACUCCAUGAAGAAAACCCCUACAGAUGCUAAUGCAUCACACGGGCAUGCAAUUGCAGAGCUGCUUGGGAAGCCCUUAAAAGGUCAAUAGUUUACUUCAGAGGCCAGCCAAUUGGGACUGUUGCUGCAAUAGACAAGUCUCAGGGAGCGGCACUAAAUUAUGACCAGGUUUUCAUGAGGGAUUUCAUUCCUAGUGCAUUGGCUUUUCUGAUGAAAGGAGAACACUUGAUAGUGAAGAAUUUUCUGGUAGAAACUGCCCGCCUUCAGUCAAGAGAGAAGAUGGUUGACCUCUUUAAGCUUGGUCAGGGUGUGAUGCCUGCAAGCUUUAAGGCACAACGUAGCAACCCUAGUACCCUACCCAGAAGACAGAAAAUUUGGUGGCUGACAUAGGGAGGGUUGCUCCUGACAGUUCAUAUUGGAGUAAGUGGAUUCGGAACUGUUCUCUGGCUGACAAUAUGAUCUUCCAAUGGCGAACACGUGGAUUAUUUUUUCUUAUUCUGAAGCUGUGUAAUUGGACUAUCUUACCGCUUCAGUCUUACUUUCUGUUGAUGGUUGCUCCAUGAUAGAAGUUAACAACAUUCCAGCUUGGCUUUGUGCCGAAAGAUUCCCAAUGAUUGGUCAAAUGGAAAAAGAUUCCAUCAUGGAAAGUGGCCGUGACAAUAAGGCAAUAAUUUCUCUGGAUAGCUUAACCAAGUUAAUUCCAAGUUAUUUGAUGGGAAUUGGACGCCUCAGGUGGUGGUGCGAAAAAUAUGGACUACGAGCUGACAUGUCCAAUGUCUUCAAAACUAACUUGGUAAUUUUCACAACACCCCCAGGAGGUACCUUUUAUUUCACCAUCGAGUAUGAAAGCCGAGCUAUUACCCUAUCUUUGUAUGGGAGAAACCUUUAUAUUAUGGGUCUCCGGGAGCCCCAUGAAACUUUUGAGAUCAAGGAGCGAAAUGAGAAGAGAAAAAGUUAUAUGUCAGGAGAAAAGAUCAAGAUACGUCCUUUUAAAAAGAACUACAUAUUUCUUGCCCCUAAAGGUGACGUUAUUAAUGUUAGAUUGGGCUUAUUUGCUCUGUUGGAGGCAUUUGAAGUUCUCCACAAGUGUUGUGGUGAAACUCAGGGGGUCAAGCAAGCAGUGUCAGCAUUUGCUGUGCAUCUAUGUGAGGCUGGACGCCUCCAAAGUGUGUUGAAGGAUGUCUGCGAAAUCUCUCUGCAGCGCACCAUGGAAACUCUCGACAGUAGAUCCCCAAACUUAUUCUGGAUUAAUAAAUAUGACAAUUGUGGGGGGCAAGAGAUGAAGCGAGUAAGUUGCAUGAAAGAGGGGAAAACACCUCCUGUGCUAAAACAUUAUGGCAAUGAUAAAGUGACAGAGGCACAGAUUCUGAAUCAAAUUCGUAUCUUUCCUCGGGAUGUGUAUGAUGAAGGGUUUUUUGAGCAUGAACCAAUGCCAUUGGAAGCAACAGAAAAUGAUUCAGUUCUUGCUGCUUACCAGGACUGGCUGAGGAAUUCUAAAGGUGUGAAAUCUUCAGGCAGUCACUCAAGGUCUAAUAAACAAGACAAAGUGAGAGCUUUUCAACUGGAAGAAGUUCCUAUGAGUUGAGAUCAAGAAUCUUCUGGAUGUUAGGAUCUGAACUGUAACUCUCAUCGAGAGGAUGGCACUAGGAAGAGUUGGGGC
Setaria italica (foxtail millet) is the source of this 2074-nucleotide messenger RNA. RefSeq lists its product as uncharacterized. NCBI's taxonomy places the organism in Eukaryota, Viridiplantae, Streptophyta, Magnoliopsida, Poales, Poaceae. The transcript has 4 exons. The record is from RefSeq and is a predicted model, not a curated record. The coding region runs from base 974 to 1999 and encodes 341 amino acids. Gene Ontology annotation, molecular function: rRNA N-glycosylase activity. Gene Ontology annotation, biological process: negative regulation of translation.